Iphiclides podalirius (scarce swallowtail) is the source of this 1332-nucleotide messenger RNA. The record is from the annotation of a GenBank genome assembly. NCBI's taxonomy places the organism in Eukaryota, Metazoa, Arthropoda, Insecta, Lepidoptera, Papilionidae.
AUGAAGAUCGUGUAUAGAGCGAUGCGGUUACUAGUCUUGGUUGUUGUGUUCAGAAACGUCCUGUGUAAAGAUGAAUUUCUUAAUCAAAAUAAUGUGUAUAUGAAAGAACUGACAUCCAAUGAAGGACAAGGGUCAGCCAUCAACAGUUACAACUCUAACGUCAUUCCGAACAAUGCUAACAGUCAGUCAAUAAGUUCGCCCGAAGCAGAGGAGGAAGAAGCAAGUAAGCAAAGCGAAAAUGUAAAUUUACACGAUAGUGAUUAUGGGGCCAGUAACCAAUACGCAGGCGUAAAAUACUCACGUAGUCAAGAAGAAGAAGAAAGUCUUGUACCAAUCACCGACUCUACGCACACUCAUCAAAUAGGAGCCGUAAUAGAACAAGAUGACGUACCGAAUGAAAAUAGAGAGGCUAGUGAUUCUGAUGUAGCAGCGAUUUUACUUAGUAGCAGUAAUGCUGGCAUCCUACACGACCAUGGUCAAAGCGGCCUCUCGGUACCACCACCCCCACCACCACCCUUAAAUGCUCUGCCUUCUAGCUCAUAUGGUGCUCCUUCAAGUUUCUCCCCUAGUAGUUUCCCAUCUGGCUCUCUACCUUCGGCCUCAUUCUCUGGAAAUGGAUUAAUUCAUGGUGACCUUGCAGCUGAGUCUCUUGAAAGUCACGGUGCUGGUUUCGGUGCCACUGGAGAUUCUGGGGCCAUUCUUAGUGCAGCGAGUUUGCCGGGAGCAUCUGCAAUUGGUGCUCCCUUAGGAGGACCUCUAUUGGGACCCUCAGGCGGAUCUUUUGGUGGACCUUUGGGAGGACCCCUUUCCGGAUCCUUCGUGGGUGGUGACGCCCCACCUCCGGGAGCUAGAGCUCCAGUCAUUAACGAGAUUCACGGCCUCGCUAACAGCAACGGAGCCCCGACACAGUACCGCGUGCGCGAUGAACCCUACCAGGUCCUGCGUGAAGUAACGCACAGAGUACCCCAGCCUGUGCCCGUUCCCGUUGUUCAGAAUGUCCAGGUACCAGUGCCCCAACCUUACCCUGUCCAAGUGCCCGUCGUCAGGAACGUACCAGUCCCAGUUGUCAAGAUCCAACACGUCAAAGUUGACAGGCCCGUGCCGUACCCAGUUGAGAAAAUCGUCAAGGUACCAGUAGAGAGAGUUGUAGAGGUUCCGGUAGACCACCCCGUGCCCGUUGAGAGGGUCGUCGAAGUUCCCAUUGUGAAGCUGGUGAAAGUACCGGUGCAUGUUGUGAAGACCUACCCCGUGCCAGUGGUAAAAACUGUCCACCACAAGGCACACAUUAGCCACCAUCAUGAACACGGACAUGGCCAUGGCUGGUCUCUCUGG